This is a messenger RNA of Ilyonectria robusta, 261 nucleotides long. RefSeq lists its product as uncharacterized. The coding region runs from base 1 to 261 and encodes 86 amino acids. The transcript is spliced from 2 exons. Lineage: Eukaryota; Fungi; Ascomycota; Sordariomycetes; Hypocreales; Nectriaceae. The record is from RefSeq and is a predicted model, not a curated record.
AUGUCUGCCUUCGCCGCCCGCAUCAUCACCCGCGCUGCCUCGCGCCGCCAGUUCUCACUCCUCGGUGCCAUGCGAACUGUUGGACGAUCUAUGGAGUCUCACCCCUUUGAGCGCAUUUCCAUCACUCAGAAGCCUGCCAGCCCCGACUACGCCAAGAUGGUCAAGCGCGUUGGUAGCCAGGCCGUUGUCUUCUUCCCCUUCAUGGGUGUCGCCCUCGGCUGGCCCGCCAUCUGCCCUCUGCUUUUCGACGGUAACCUGUAA